Messenger RNA from Coprinopsis cinerea okayama7#130, 561 nucleotides. RefSeq lists its product as hypothetical. The record is from RefSeq and is a predicted model, not a curated record. NCBI's taxonomy places the organism in Eukaryota, Fungi, Basidiomycota, Agaricomycetes, Agaricales, Psathyrellaceae. The transcript is spliced from 4 exons. Bases 1 to 561 code for a protein of 186 amino acids.
AUGUUGCUUACCCUUACCACGAACGACCCAUACCACGCGAACUACUGCACAGAAGAAGGCCAGGUGAUUUACAAGGUGGAAUCACCCUUCAAACUUGUUGGUCGAAAAGCAACAAUCGAUAAGAUUGUCCCAAAUGACACACCUGAGGGAGCGCAGGGCGAACCCGAUAUGCAGGAUAGAUUUACUCGUAUAGGCUUGGUCGAGUUCAACACAGUCACAUCAUCGAAGAUUACAUGGGAGAACGUUAUCCACGACACAAGCAAGUUCUUUCGCAAAGAAAGCAUGGGGUGGCUGGGAAGGGAUCGCAUAUUUACUGGCCCUGACGGAAAGGAAUACCGCUGGCUCUUGCGAAACUCAAAGCCAGAGCUCGUGCUAAACGACGACGAGCGGACAUUGGUAGCCAAGUACCACCAGAAGCACCACGGCGUAGUUCAAGAUCCCCGUCCUGCAUCCCUUGAGAUACUCCCCCCUGGAGAGCACAUGGUCGAUCUAAUUAUAGUCACACUCGUCUACAUAGAGCUCCUGCGGAGGAAUCGCGAACGAGCCGCGAAGAGCCCAUAA